This is a messenger RNA of Trametes versicolor FP-101664 SS1, 1472 nucleotides long. Its product is annotated as NADH-ubiquinone oxidoreductase. Lineage: Eukaryota; Fungi; Basidiomycota; Agaricomycetes; Polyporales; Polyporaceae. The transcript is spliced from 13 exons. The record is from RefSeq and is a predicted model, not a curated record. The coding region runs from base 30 to 1472 and encodes 480 amino acids. Gene Ontology annotation, molecular function: NADH dehydrogenase (ubiquinone) activity; quinone binding; NAD binding. Gene Ontology annotation, biological process: mitochondrial electron transport, NADH to ubiquinone.
CGACCACCGCACUCUCUCCAGCGUCGAGGAUGGCCUCCACGCUUUUCCGCCGCCAGCUCGCGCGCGUGCCGCGCCUGGCCACAGCCUCGCCCUCUAGCUCCUCCUCGUCACUGCUGUCCACCCGCCGGCACCUGUCGGGCUCCGCCGUCGUCCAGGCCGAGCCGGCCGCGCCCGCGCAGACGGCGGGGGCGAAAAACGUGUUUGACACACAUACGGUGGAGGACCUGCAUGGGAUGCAUGCGACGGAGAUUCUGGCGGAGACGGGGACGAGGAGGGACGCGCAGUUGCGACACUUCACGGUCAACUUUGGCCCUCAGCACCCGGCUGCUCACGGUGUGCUCCGAUUGAUUCUUGAGCUGAAUGGCGAGGAGGUGUUGCGUGCGGACCCUCACGUCGGUUUGCUUCACCGCGGAACGGAGAAGCUUAUCGAGUACAAGACCUACACGCAAGCCCUCCCGUACUUCGACCGUUUGGAUUACGUCUCCAUGAUGACGAAUGAGCUCUGUUACUCGCUUGCCGUCGAGAAGCUCCUCAACAUCGAGGUCCCCGAGCGUGCGAAAUGGAUUCGUACGCUGUUCGGCGAGCUCACCCGAGUCCUGAACCACCUCAUGGCCGUCCUCACUCACGCGAUGGAUGUUGGUGCCUUGACGCCCUUCCUGUGGGGUUUCGAGGAGCGGGAGAAGCUCAUGGAGUUCUACGAGCGUGUCUCUGGUGCUCGCAUGCACGCCGCGUACGUGCGCCCCGGUGGUGUCGCGUUCGAUCUCCCCCACGGCCUUCUAGAGGACAUCUUCAAAUGGGCGACCCAGUUUAGCUCGCGCGUAGACGAGAUCGAGGAGGUCGUGACCGGCAACCGUAUCUGGAAGGAGCGUACGAUCGGGAUCGGUGUAGUGACCGCGAAGGAGGCUCUGGACUGGUCGUUCAGCGGCGUCAUGCUCCGCGGCAGCGGCAUCCCGUGGGAUAUUCGCAAGGCGGCACCGUACGACAAGUACGACGAGGUUGAGUUCGACAUCCCCGUCGGUAAGAACGGUGACUGCUACGACCGUUAUCUGUGCCGUGUCCAGGAGUUCCGCGAGUCGCUUCGCAUCAUCAGCCAGUGCUUGAACAAGAUUCCCACCGGCGCGAUCAAGGUCGACGACUACAAGCUCGUUCCCCCGCCACGUGCGUCCAUGAAGGAGAGCAUGGAAUCCCUCAUCCACCACUUCAAGCUCUUUAGCGAGGGCUACUCGGUUCCCCCCGGCGAGACUUACAGCGCGAUCGAGGCGCCGAAGGGCGAGAUGGGUGUUUACCUCGUGUCCGACGGCACCAACCGCCCGUACCGCUGCAAGAUCCGUGCCCCGGGCUUCGCGCACCUUGCCGGCGCGGACUUCAUGAUGAGACAUGUGAGAUGCGACCAUGAGCGUGCGCACAUGAUCGCCGAUGUCGUCGCCAUCAUUGGUACCAUGGAUCUGGUGUUCGGCGAGGUCGACCGGUGA